GUGCCUGGUCGUUGGCGACAACACAAUUUUACAGCGGUGUCAGCUAGGGCACACAGUUGGCCUUCGCAUCGCCGUGCGGCAGCUCGGGCUGCAGAGGAUCCGUGUCUGCCGGGGGUAAUUCCCGAAGCGGUCCAGCUGCUUGCAAAGCGUCUGCCCACUUCGCUUCGUCUUUGCUUUGGUGCAGCGGGUACCGGGCUUGCAUGCACCAAGAACUUUGCACCAGGCACCGACAUGGCGUUGGAGCCCGUUCUCAUUUGGUGCUCAGACGAAGGCAAGCUUCCUGCGACUGGCAAGGCCUUCGACUUGGCGCGAUUGUUUCCAGUAACUCUCCGGCGGCGAUGCGGUGUUGAGAUCCCCGCCGCCAUUACAGCCGCCUUGGUCUUUCUCUCACGCAGUAUCGCCGCGGAGCCGUUGCAACCCUGGUUCCACGGGACUUGCCCGGGACCGCAGCACUGGAAGCAUUUACCUGGCCCUCGCCUAGCAUUGCUACAGCGCAUCGCACAGGCUAGGAGGCUGCUUGAGGAGGCCCACAAGGAGGGAGUCCUCAAGACGCCACUGGAAGUCACGGAUGAGGAGCUGAUUGACUUCGACCUUCGCCGUAUCGGUGUGUCGCUUGGCCAACCAGCUGUUGUCCCAUUUACUCUUGCACUACUGAACCAUUCCUGCAAUCCGAACGCCAAGCUCGUCUGGAAAGGAUCGCAGCUUGUCCUCUCAAGCCUGCGCAGCAUCUCCGAAGGGGAGGAGAUCUUCGUGUCCUACAUCAACGAAAUAGAUGACGUGCUCUCGAGGAGGUACUUCCUGCUGGAGCAGCACGGGGUGAAAUGUGUCUGUUCCAGGUGUCAGGCUAACUUCUCUGGCGUCGGCGGAGCAGUUUUAAGUGGCUGGUUGUGCAAUGUCUGCCGCGAGCCGAUGCCCGAUGAGGCACUCUGCUGCCCACGCUGCCAGACCCCUGCAUCACGCGCAGUGCGCGUAGCGCGGCAGCAGCGAAGCUUGCGGGCAGAGGAGGCGUUUCGUCAAUGUGUUCGACAGCUACAGCAGCUGGCAGGAAAGUCGCUGGACCCUGUGGCUGUUGGGCCACUUUUAACGGCUCUCCAGAAGACUGUAGCGGAGCUUCAGUUUGUUCGGCCACCUGGAAGCAGGCGAACGGUCCAG
This is a messenger RNA of Symbiodinium pilosum, 1152 nucleotides long. The record is from the annotation of a GenBank genome assembly. Lineage: Eukaryota; Dinophyceae; Suessiales; Symbiodiniaceae.